GCAGCAUGGACCUGCUGAUCCCAGACAGGGUCCUGCUGCAGGGCUGGGUCCUUUCUCUGUGACUUUGAACCCUUUCCCUGCUAGGCUAUAUCGGUGCUCGGCCAGAGGGCGGGGGGCACACGGCCCCAGAGGGUGGCACACAGCCCCGGAGGGUGGCACACAGCCCUGGAGGGUGGCACGCAGACCCCUGGGUGGCACGCAGACCCCGCGGCUCACCCCUAACCCCGACCCAGGACACCCCACGGGGCUGCAGGAUGGACCACACGGCGUUCCACGCGUGGCAGCUGUGAAAGUGCCGUGUGUGAAACACUCGCUGAGCCCUCGCUGCUCAUUUGCCUGAGUUUCAGCAUUUCCCCAGAUGCAAAUGCCGUCAGCUCCGGUCCCACCAGGAGUGCCGCCACUGAGAUGGAGGCUCCGCUCCCUGGUCUCUCCCUGCUGCUUCUCCUCCUGGCAGUGGGAUGGGGAAGCGGGAUGGAUGCAGCCUGGGCACCAUCUCCUGGGGGCUGUGAGCUUGUGCAGAGAAUCAUGGACUGUACUGGGAGAUGGCUGAGUUCCAUCCCAGGAAACCUCCGAGGCGAUACCGAGGAGCUGUUUCUUGAUGACAACACUAUCCGUGUCCUGGGCAAUGCCUCCCUGCUCCUGUAUCCCCAGCUCUGGCAUCUCAGCCUGGCCAGGAACCGGCUGGAGCUCAUUGAGGCCGGUGCUUUCCUCAGCAGCCAAGGUCUGGAGGUGCUCUCCCUGACAGACAACCUGCUCUUCACCAACUACUCGCUGACAGCUGCAGCUCUUUCUGCUCUGCCGGCCUUGAGGACGCUGGAUCUGGCUGGAAACCAGCUCAGGGAGGACAUGGUAUCAGUUUUAGUCUCCAACCUCUCUUCCUUGGAGUCCCUGUCUGUGGCCAGGAAUGUCAUCAUGAGGUUGGACUCAUCCAUCUUCACAAACCUGACACAGCUGCUGGAGCUGAACCUGGAGAAGAACUACAUCUUUGAGAUUGACAAUGCUUUCGAAGGGCUGCAGAGGCUGCAGACGCUCAACAUAGCUUACAACUACCUCCCGUGUCUGGUGGGGUUUGGCCUGACCCAGCUCAGGGUGCUCAAUGCCAGCAACAACAUCAUUGAGUGGUUUCUGACCCUGGAAAGUGAUGACCUCUUUGAGCUGGAGGUGCUGGACCUGUCCCACAACCGCCUCCUGUUUUUCCCUGUGCUGCCCCGGCAGAGCAAGCUGCGCUCCUUGCUGCUGCAGGACAACAGGAUGAGCUUCUACCAGCGACUCCCCAACGGCACCUCCCUGGCCAACGUCACCGUGCAGUUCCUGAUCAUCGAUGGCAACUCCACCAACAUCACCACAGUCAGGCUCUGGGAAGAGCUCUGCCACAGCAACCUCUCCUCCCUGCGCCUCCUGGACAUGAGCCAGAACCAGGUCUGGGGGCUGCCAGAUGAUUUCCUGGCCCAGAUGCCCUCCCUGACCCACCUGAAGCUCAACCAGAACUGCCUGGAAGCAUUUCACCUGUCGGAGGAGGAGCCCUUGGCCAAUCUGACAGAGCUGGACCUCAGCCAGAACCAGCUGGUGGAGCUGGGGGUGAAGGUGGGCGUUGGGGAUAUCCUGCCCAACCUGCAGCUCUUCAACCUCAGCACCAACAGGCUGCAGGCUCUUCCUCCCGGGAUUUUCACCCACACCAGGAAGAUCACUACCCUGGACCUGAGCCGCAACCGGGUUCACCUCUGUCCCCAGCCAGGUGAGGCCGAGAGUAUCCCCUGCGUGGACAUCAGGGGUGUGGGGACCUUGAGCCACCUGUCCUUGGCCGGCUGUGGUCUGCAGGGGAUGGGCGGCCGCCCCUUCCAGGGCACAUCGCUGCUGCACCUGGACCUCUCUGACAACCGCCAGCUGCUGUCUGGGGACCUGGGCUGGCUGCAGGACCUGGUCCUGACGCUGCAGGUGCUGUCUCUGCGGAACACCAGCCUCUCCUCCACCGCCUUGGACUUCUCCGCGCUGAGCAGCCUGGAGCGCCUGGACCUCUCCGGGAACUCGCUGGCGGCGCUGCCCGGCUCGCUGGGCGCGCUGAGGCUGCGCAGCCUGGACCUGCGGGACAACUGCCUGCCGGCGCUGCCGCCGGACGUGGCACGGGCGCCGCUGGGGAGCAGCCUGCGGGAGCUCUACCUCAGCGGGAACCCCUACAACUGCUGCACGCUGGGCUGGUGGGACGCCCUGCGGCAGGCGGAGGGGCUGCGUGUCCCCGACGGGCGGGAGGUGACCUGCAGGCACGGCUCGAGGGCGCUGCGCCCCGGAGCGCUGCCCCAGCCCGUGCUGCAGAGCUGCCGCUGGCAGACGGCCGACAUGGCGCUGCUCUACCUGGUGCUGGCUCUGCCCACCUGCCUCACGCUCCUCGUGGCCUUCGUGGUUGUCUUCCUCAUGCUCAAGGAGAAGCUGCUGAAAAUGGUGAAAACGCGCUGUGGGGUGUCCGGCUCCUACUAAUGGCUGAGGAAGGCUUGGGAACAGUCAAUAAUUGGGAGUACAGGUGAUAACCCCUCCGAGGCGGUCAGGAUGGAAAUCUGAGGGAUGCAGGACAGGAGGUGCUGGGAGAGCUGCCAUUCCUGCCCUAGUGGUACCCAAAGUGAUGAUGGAGCCGUGGUGAUGGAGCGCUGGGAAUCCUCAAGGAAUGUGUCUUCAGCAGAAACCUUCAUCUGGUGUUGGUGAGAGCCGAGUGGAUGUGACAUCAAACAUUCCUUGGCUGAAAGGACAGGUUGCCCAGAAAAUCUGUGGAUGCCCCACCUGUGGAAGUGUUCAAGGCCAGGUUGUAGUGG
Messenger RNA from Ficedula albicollis (Collared flycatcher), 2801 nucleotides. It is a transcript of the gene NRROS, whose product is annotated as negative regulator of reactive oxygen species. The transcript has 5 exons. Bases 406 to 2472 code for a protein of 688 amino acids. The record is from RefSeq and is a predicted model, not a curated record. Gene Ontology annotation, molecular function: protein binding. NCBI's taxonomy places the organism in Eukaryota, Metazoa, Chordata, Aves, Passeriformes, Muscicapidae.